Molecule: messenger RNA, 1642 nt
Organism: Aethalodelphis obliquidens (Pacific white-sided dolphin)
Lineage: Eukaryota; Metazoa; Chordata; Mammalia; Artiodactyla; Delphinidae
Gene: ACAA2
Product: acetyl-CoA acyltransferase 2
Exons: 10
Coding region: 108-1301 (397 amino acids)
Biological process (GO): fatty acid beta-oxidation
Cellular component (GO): mitochondrion
Molecular function (GO): acetyl-CoA C-acetyltransferase activity
Source: RefSeq, a predicted model, not a curated record
GGCGCGGCCGAGGCCACGCUGGCGCCGCCCCGCGCGCUUAAAGUCCGGGUGCCCGGGGCGGUACGUCAGCGUCGCCGAGGAGGACCCCUGCGCUGCCGCCCGCCGCCAUGGCCCUGCUCCGAGGUGUGUUCAUCGUUGCUGCUAAGCGGACACCCUUUGGGGCUUAUGGAGGUCUUCUGAAAGACUUCACAGCUACUGACUUGGCUGAAUCUGCUGCCAGGGCUGCCUUGUCUGCUGGCAAAGUCUCGCCUGAAACUAUCGACAGUGUUGUUGUAGGCAACGUCAUACAGACUUCUUCAGAUGCUAUAUACUUGGCAAGACAUGUUGGUUUGCGUGUGGGAAUCCCAAAAGAGACCCCAGCUGUCACUGUUAAUAGGCUCUGUGGCUCCGGUUUCCAGUCCAUUGUGAAUGGAUGUCAGGAAAUUUGUGUUAAAGACUCUGAAAUUGUCUUGUGUGGAGGAACUGAAAGCAUGAGCCAGGCUCCCUUCUAUGUCAGAAAUAUUCGUUUUGGAACUACGUUUGGAUCAGAUCUCAAGCUGGAAGACUCUUUGUGGACAGGAUUAACAGAUCAGCAUAUCCAAAUCCCAAUGGCAAUUACUGCAGAGAAUCUUGCUGCAAAACAUAAAAUAAGCAGAGAAGACAGCGACAAAUAUGCCCUGCAGUCACAGCAGAGGUGGAAAGCUGCUAAUGAUGCUGGUUGCUUUAAUAAUGAGAUGGCACCAAUUGAGGUGAAGACAAAGAAAGGAAAACAGACAGUGCAGGUAGAUGAACAUGCUCGGCCCCAAACAACCCUGGAGCAGUUAAGUAAACUUCCUCCAGUGUUCAAGAAAGAAGGGACCGUCACUGCAGGGAACGCAUCGGGGAUUUCUGAUGGUGCUGGAGCUGUUAUCAUAGCUAGUGAAGAUGCUGUUAAAAAACAUAACUUCACACCACUGGCAAGAAUUGUGGGCUAUUUUGUGUCUGGAUGUGAUCCCGCUAUCAUGGGUAUUGGUCCUGUCCCUGCUAUCAAUGGGGCACUGAAGAAAACAGGACUAAGUCUUAAGGAUAUGGAUUUGGUAGAAGUGAAUGAAGCUUUUGCUCCCCAGUACUUGGCAGUUGAAAAGAGUUUGGAUCUUGACCGAAGUAAAACCAACGUGAAUGGAGGGGCCAUUGCUUUGGGUCACCCAUUAGGGGGAUCUGGAUCAAGGAUUACUGCACACCUGGUUCAUGAAUUAAGGCGUCGGGGUGGAAAAUACGCUGUAGGAUCGGCCUGCAUUGGAGGGGGCCAAGGAAUUGCGGUCAUCAUUGAGAACACAGCUUGAGGAGAGCAGGGAGCCUGCCCUCGUCCACGCUCACAUGACUUGUCCAGGCCACAGUACGCCAGGUGACCUUCAGAGAAGCUGUGAAGGUCAUGCCAUGCCCUGCACUGAGAGUGAUUGAGUUUGGUCAAGGAAUGGUGAGGCAAAGAUGCAUUUAUCAUGAACAAGAGCCCAUGCCAGAAUAAAUUCUCUCAAAUUUGUACCAAAUAUGCUGCAUUUCUGAACUAAAAUCCAACUAUAGAAGGCCUUAAACGGAAUUGUAUCCUUGCCAAAUAACCACCGCUUAUGUCUUAGAUAAUAUGAUUGCAGGGAAAUUGAAUAAAUUCUGCCUUAACUUCAGCUAA